GACAGUCAAUGGCAAGAUCAGUACUGGGAUGACUGGUCCUGGUAUGAGUCCGAGGAGUCCUAUGAUGGAAAGGAUGGGAAGUCCGGAAAGGAUGGACAAUCCCAGCUUGCCGAAGCCUCUUCUAGCAGUGUUACUGCUGCUACGACCUUCUACGCCGAGUACAUCAAUCCCUUGAACUUUUCUUUCAUGGCCACCGAGGACAAGAAGGAGGAAGCCUUCAUCUCUCAGCCCUUAACGCCGACCGCGAUGGUGUUGGAUUUGGGAUGCACGAGAGCUAUGGCUUCCCGGGUGGCCGCGACGUUCUGCGAUGACAACCCGAACUGUGGCAUUUGGUACACCAUAGCUGAGACCACAUCUCAGUUUACCUUUGCCAACUCCGAGUCGACCAAGUGCAAGCAGAAGCUGAUCAUUUGCAUGUACGACCGAGAGUACGCAGUUCAGUCUACCGAAUUUGACAUUGUGGAGCAGGGACACGUUCCGAUCCUGAUGUCCUUGCCCCAGAUGCGCAACUUGAGGUUCCAGUUUGAGCUCCAUCCGGAUAAGGCCUUGCUAAGCAGUCCUAUACUGGGCGUUUGGGAUGUGAAGCUUAAGGUUGCACCUAGCUCACACCUGGUACUUGAUCUCCUUGACCUCAGUCGCUUGAUGUGGAAUGUACGUUUCGACAAACACAAGAAGUCUAGCUUCCUCACCUACUUCUGCCAUUACGAGUAUGGAUUCCAUCAAAAGACGCUGGGAGGCUCUUCACUGGAAGAGGAACCCAAGGAUUUCGUCUUUGCGACGGACGAUGAGUGGGUGAUUGACGAAGCCAGCAUGGAGUUGAUUCGUCUCCACAAGAAGGUAAGGAGAACAAGGUACGAGCCCAAAGAAGGAGCAGUGCCAAUUCCUUUGGAGUACCUGGACAACAAGCGCAAGACGAUCACGGAGUUCUCCAAGGGAAAGAACGUUGCUCAUGAAGAUGACUGGCGUUCUCCUGAGCCUCCUACUUCAAAGGUUACCGAGCCUUGGAAGGGUAGGUUGGAUCUCCUGAUGAAGAACUUAGCAAAGGUAAGCCUGAAGACAGCUCAGAGAGAGCAGGAGCAUCCGGAAUCUCUCCACCAGGAAAGGUCGCUGGUGCUCCCCUUGCUCCUGAAGAUGAUCCGGAUCUUCAAGAGUGCGAGGAUUGCGCUUCCAUUGCCUGGUCAGGAGGUCUCAAGGGCCUCUCCCCAGUAUCAGCGUAUGUUGGAAAAGCUGAACAACGAUGUCGAGCUUUACAAGUUGCAUGUGAAGCACUACCACAUGAGCUCGGCACAGUUUCGGCGCAGGACCAGCAUGCUUGGGCUGCCAGGUGAGAUCUACGACAAGUACGACAGAAUUGUCAAGGGCUGUCGUGUUUGCAGCACUUCCGUGCCUACGCCUCCGCGAGCCAGAAUCGCAGGUUUACGAGCAUCAUCAUUCGGUGAUCUAAUCUUCGUGGAUCACGAAGAGAUCAAGUUUGGUACUAAGGCAUAUCUUGCCUUGGUUAUCAUUGAUGGUGCCUCGAAUCUCCUGUGGGUUACGGCUCUCACUAGUUUGGAAGCGCCUGAGACUCUGGGUGCAUUCCGUCAAUGGACAGAGGAGAACAACUGCAUUCCUAAGGGAAUCGUAGGUGAUCAAGCAUUUUUCGCACCACCGUUCAUGUCCUAUUACAAGUUCCAUGGCAUCACUCCGUAUCCUUGUGGACCUCGGACUCCUUGGCCUAAUCGUGCCGAGACCGCUGUGCGUUUGUUCAAGCGUACUUGGUCCAUCAUGGCUAAGGCUUUGGCCGAUGAAGGGUAUGCAGAGAGGGUUACCGUCCGUCAGGCAGUGAAGAAGGUGGCCUGGGCAAGGAAUUGCCAACUGACCGUUUCAGGCUAUUCUCCGUUGGAGAUAGCCACAGGACGGCGGCCACCAGAUCUGUUUGAUGUUGAGACGAGUACGCCCGAACAGCUCUCUGCUAAUCCACCAGAGGAGGAUCGAACCACUCUCGAUCUUCAGAGGAUUGCCAUGCGUGCUCAUCAAGAAGCCCGGCAGUCGAUUGACCUUCGGAAGGGUCUGGCAAGACGUGUCAUGCCAUCAGAUGGUCCUUACCAGAAGGGAGAUCGUGUGUUUGUCUGGCAUAAGGAUGAAUCGAAGAAGAAGUCCGAAGGUGUUUGGGUCAGAGGAACUGUCAUAUCUCAAGAAGGCGCCAUGGUGUUGGUUGAAGUUCAUCGUGCGGUAUUGCGAGUCAAUCAGUCGAAGGUUCGCCGUGAUGGUGAUCCAUGGCAUGAUGUGGCAAUUCCUCUUAAGCCUGCCGAACCGCGAAGCUCUUCUGCGGAAGAGGUACGCGAUGAUGCUCCGAGACGCUCCUCUCAGGAGGAGGCACUCGAGAGAAUCGGAGAUAGGCUUUUGGAACAAGUAAGUUCAAGGUUCUGUUAUGAACAUGAGAUUUGCUUCCAUUCUCUCACUUCUGGCAAGAGCGAUUUCGUUGAGAUCACGCCACAUCUUACGGGUCUUACUGCGUGUACCUGUCAUUCUGGAUUGGUGGCGAGUGAACCUGUUUUGUUUGGUGAAUGGUCUGUCAAGAAGAUUCAUUCUUCGAUUGAGUCAGCAUGGCAGGUGAUCUUAGCGGCAGAGCCGAAUCACAUUAUCAUUCAUCCUGUCAUUCCUGCACAGUGGACAAAGAAAGCAGCCAAUGCCUUCUGGCAUUUCUGCGCUGAAGUGAGUCGCUGGCAGGAUGACAGAGGUGAUGGGUACUUCGUGACCAUCAUGUACCCUGCUCAUUCUGGGUUUUGGCUCUCUCAGAGCAGCCGCUCUUUGAAGUGGAGAAGCAGCAUGACCUUUUGCACUUUCAAGAACAAGGGGGAACAGCAACAUGGGGAGAUAUCCUUUCUCACCAACACGCCUGAUGGAUCUUUGGAUCGAUUGGAAUCGCUUGCAGAAGGCUAUUCGUCGGAAGAGAUCCUGGAUCCUCGCUUUGCUGUUCUUUUAUCUCAAUGUUUGUUAAGCAACCACAGGUCCGAUCUUCGGCAAGGUUUCUUGUUUGAGGAUAUCUUUGAAGACUUUGAAGAUGGAACUCUUUGUGCUUUAUGUCUGCGAUCAGAACGUAACUCAGAGGCAUUACCGGUUCUUCCCUCAUCUGAAGAGUAUUCAAUGCUCUCCAACAAUUCAAGAGGGAGGUUGCCGAAGCCUUUGCAGUUUGUCGCACCGCAGCGUUUCGUGACAUCGUCAUUGGUUCAAGCCCUGUCUUACAUUGACAACCUUCUACCGGGCACGGAGUUGGAGAUACACACUACCACAUCUGCCGAGGCAGCUGCCUUGAGACCGUUGAUCAAGAAUGUGCGAGUGUUGACUCUACCGUACCUGGAGUUUGAGUUUUGCAAUGUUUACAGGGGGACACGGGGUAAGACUCUUCCAUUGAUUCAUCGACACCCUGACGCUGUCGUGUUGCUGUGGUGUAAAGGUGAUCAUGAUCAUGUCUUCUUUGUGACAAUGGCACAAUUGCUUCCAUGUCUUCAGGAUAUGAAUCUUACUGAUUGGUCCAUGGUUGUUUUCUGGAAUGAGUCUAAGGGCUCUGGUUCCAAGAAGGGGCCUGAUGUCGGGCUGGAUUUCACGGACCAGCCUGCUCCAUCGCCCUCUGUGCCGCCGCAACCACCGGCUGCACCAGGCGAUGACGUGGACUAUCCAGGUUAUGAUGAUCCACAGGUUGACAUGCCUGUGGAUGACGAGGAUAUGCCUUUUCAGAAUUCGGCUCCCGUGCCGGUACCUGGUGGUGACGAAGAUGCAGACCUGGAUAUGCCUUAUGAUCCGGAUGAAGAUGGUGGACAUCCGCCAGGAGGCGGUCCGCAGGGACCGGGACCUGGCUAUGGGCCGUCUCCGGACGAGCCAGCCCUUCCUAUGGAGUACCACGAAGAGUCGCCUCCUUCUGGAGGUCCUCCUGACGCUCCUGGGGCUCCGCCGCCGUACGCCAAUCCGGAGUGCUUAGUCCGCCUAUGCCGUGGCCGGCACCACCUUCACAGAUUGAAUGUGUCACAGACCCGUGCUCGUGGCCGACAUCCGGAAGAUACGUCCAAGGCUGGUGAGGAUACGGAUUCGGACGCAACUGUUGACUAUCGUGAGGAUUCCUUGCUUGCCUUGGUUGCUGGUGACGAUGUUCCUUCGCUUGUUCCUCUGGACGGCGAUGGGUUUGCGUCAUGGUUGACCAAGCAGGAUAAGAUCAAGGCGGGUACUAUUACUCCGGAGAUGCAGCGCAAGUAUGCGAAGGAAGUUCGUGCUGCUAAGCUGGAGGAGUUCAAGAGUUACUUGGACAAUGAUGCCAUCCGGCUUACUGACCGUCGCAAGUUGGGUCGUGACGUCAAUUUUCUCACCGGGCGUUGGGUCCUCACUGUGAAGGUUGAUAAGAACGGUUACUUUUCCAAGUUCAAGGCCCGCUGGGUUUGUCGUGGUUUCCAGGAUAAGUUUGCCUGGGACCAGCAAACGGACAGCCCUACGGCUACUCGGUAUGGUUUCCGUUUGGUUGCGCAGUGUGCGGCCAAUCAUUUCUGGGACCUUUUGCACUUGGAUCUCAAGACUGCUUUCCUUCAGGGGGAACACUACAAUCUGUCAUCUCGCAUGGUUGUGGUUCAAUUGCCCCAAGAUAUCGGUUUGCCGACAUGGAUGGUCGGACUGUGCCUUCGGCCAGUCUAUGGUCUGAACGAUGCACCGCGCAGGUGGUGGAACCGUUUAGACAAAUUCCUCCGAUCUAUUGGUAUGGAACCGACACGAGCUGACCGAUGCACUUAUGUCGCAUACGACGGCAUCGAAGGCAAAAAGAGCAAAAGCUACCUUUCGGCAGAAGGCUCCUCUCAGGAGGAGGAAUCUGAACCAGGAAGCACCUCUCCGGAGGCGGAACCUGGAUACCUCAAGGAGCUACCUCUUCAUGCCAUGUCAUGCUACGCAUAUGGUGAAGGAAAUCAUUCUACCUCCGACCGUGCGGAGGAGAGAUCCUAUCUCUCAUGUCCCGAUCUUGCUCAGUGCUUCAACACCGAAACCAAGAAGGUGGUUGACUAUGCAUGGAGACCUGUCACUGAUGCCAAGCUUCUGGGUUUCUUAGGUAGUGUUGCAUGCAAGAAGAGAGGAUGGUCCCCUUCCGAGAACGGGCAUGCUCUCGUUUCUCACAGGGCCAAGGCUCUCCGUACUCCUGCACCUGUUUAUCAGGUAAAGGACUAUCCAUAUCGUGUCUCUAUGAUUCUUCGGAAGGGCACUUGGUGGAUUGUUGAGCGUGCACACGACAUGAGGCUUGAUAAGGACAACAAGACUUGCUUCCUCGAGGAAGAAGCUGAAGUUCUUGUGUCUCUAUUCCUGCCAGAGAAGGCCUCCUAUCAGGUAGAGAGUCUUUCCGAACUCUCGCCUGAGUUGGUUGACCAGCUUCUUGAGCACUUCGUUGAACAUUUCACUGUUGGCCAUGAGGACAAGAACGACCUUGCGUUCACGGGACAGCGUGUUCGUUGGGUCCUUGAUGCACAAGGAUCUGCUCCGAUGGAUGUCGACAGCUCUUCACAGGAAGAGGCAUCGGCACCGCAGGUAUACUGGACGCCAAACCUUGGUUGCAACCUGCGGGUGGACCUUAUCACUGGUGUUCCCGAGUACGGCAACUACCUGAAGAGCGCAUCCUGGAUUACCCGUCGCGCACUCCGAACAGUUGGAGAUGGCGGCGUGGUAGUUUAUGCCAAGCGACGUUCCCGAGUCUUUCCGGAGAGCGCACCGGUGGCUUCCCUCAAGGUCAAGCCCGAGGAUGUUCCACGACAUCCUGGACACCAGGACGUUACAGCAUACUUCCCACAUAGGGAGAAAGCUGUGACUAAGCUCCUGGAGGGACAGUUGGCUUUUCUGUCCCACGUCAGGCUUUACGAGGAGAACCACCCUGGGACUCACAUCCUCCAGCAGAACCUCGUUUGGAAGUACGAGUUCCUCAGACAUUUCCUCGGCUGCCUCGAUGAGGCAGAGCUGGCAACGGUUACGGCUGAGAUUCGUGAAGUGUCCAAUCUCAGUUACAACCACGGCAGCUGGGCAGUGAAAAUGUCAAAGUCGCUGUCUCGGAUUCUUCGACAUGGCGAUCGCACUGUCCUGGGGAAAUACAUGGAGUGCAGUCUGGAGGGACUUCUGCGUACCAAUGUUAAGCCUUACGACUGGCACCCCAGGAAGUUCUUCAGCUUCCUGAUGGCCAACUCGAAAGGUCGCUUUAACAUCUGGGUUGCUCCUGUGGCACUGACUUUUGGUCGCUUCCUCGACUGGGACUUCCAUAUCGGUGUCAGCGCCAUACAGGGGCACAGCAGAGUCCCGGAUCAGGUGUCAGACAUCUCCAAGGGUGAGAGACUGUCAAUCGAGCGGUGUCGCAAGCUGGGCAUGAUCUUUCAUGCCUCGGACAACGCCAACUAUGAGGGUAUCCGUGAGAAGGGCCUCGUCUUGGAGGCAACUCGAACAUACAUCAGGUAUGGGCCGUAUAUCUUUUACUGCAAUCUCGACUACGAAAGCUACCUCAAUCACGGCCACGAACUGUAUCUCACAGACAAUGGCGUGGUUCUGGCGUAUGAGAGUAUUGGCUGGAUGUCUCAUCCUCUUUCCGGCUAUUCUCUCCACUUCUUUCUGAAGGCCUUUGAACUCGGCAAGUUGCAGGGCUAUAAGUCGCCCUAUGAGAAGUACCCCAACAAGCAUAUUGGUGGCCUUCCCAGAAUGAUUGACGACCUCACCGAGGCACACGAGGCUUUCAACUUUGAAAGGGACGUGUACCAAGAGAUCGCUCAUGUCAGGGACGACUUCUCUUUGAUGGUGUCAAUCGUCGCCGAGUCCUACGGGCAAGAGUUCUUCUCCUACAUACAGAAGAACUCUCAGAACGAGGAGAAAGAAGAGAAAGACUUUAAGUCUCGCUUCGUGCGGAAGGCUAAGUCUGAUCUUCGCGCCUAUCUGGACAUCAAGGCCAAGCGGGAAGCAGAACUAGAGGAGCUCUACACGCGACCCUACGAGGACAUCGCCGUGGAGGAGUUUCUCGAAAAGCUUCCUGGUCCGCAGGUGGAGGAGAUCCUCGAGCCCGAGGUGGACAUUUCGAUGGAAACCUCCGACGCCACUGCAGAGACAGCGCACCCGCCACAGGGCGAGACGGCUGACUCAGCAGAGGUGGAGACACCCGAUGUGCCCAUGCAGACCGAAGCUCCGGAAGGCUCUCCACAGGGAGAGGGAUCUGGAGUAAAGGCUGAGGACACCGAAGGCUCUCCACUGGGAGAGAAAUUGGAGUCCAAGGACGAGCACAUGGAUGCCAAGGAGGAGGUCAACGACGAUGUGGCGGAUAAGGAAGGCUCUCCACUGGGAGAGGAAUCCAUGCCUGACAUUUCUCCCAAUGACGAUGAUGAUGAAGAGAUACUUUAUGAUCAAGGUAUUUGGGGGAAGUGUAAGACCGUCGCUGACCCGGAGGCCGCGAAAGCCACGAAGGAUGCAGAGGCCCAAAACGAGGACGCUUUCGACAACCUCGAAAAGUCCAGCGAUAAAAAGGGUCUCGUGGAUACCGCCGAGUACCAGGAGUUCAUCAAGGAUGGCUACAGACUCGAGCGGAAAAGCCCUUUGGUCCUGCUAAAGGACCAAAAGAAUGGCUACGGCUAUACCGGCUUUUUCCACACAGGCAUCCGCGACAUCGAGGUCGAUCCCGUGGGCUUCUUCAAGGUGCAACACAUGGGUUGGCGUGUGGCAGCUCCGCCGCAUGCUUACCAAAAGUUCCACCUUCCCGAGACCGCGCUCUUCCAGCAGGUCUGCAAGAUGUUGCCCAUCUACGAUCGUCGUCCUGAACGUCUGGACUAUGUGUUCAGAACAGGCGAUGUCCGCAGUACACUUGACGAUCGGCUUAUGGCCAAGGCAUCGGAUGUACGAGCGGCGGCGUUGGAAGUUCACGACAACCUUCUCCAGAAGGUGAAAGAGCUUCAUGAGGCCGGAAGACCAGCCACCCGGGAAGAGCUGCUCAAUGCCAUGUUGCAUCUCUUCUUAAGUGCUGGCGUGAAUGAGGAAGAG
Messenger RNA from Symbiodinium necroappetens, 8007 nucleotides. The record is from the annotation of a GenBank genome assembly. Lineage: Eukaryota; Dinophyceae; Suessiales; Symbiodiniaceae.